Messenger RNA from Gastrolobium bilobum, 1767 nucleotides. Its product is annotated as serine/threonine-protein kinase STY13-like. The record is from RefSeq and is a predicted model, not a curated record. The transcript has 6 exons. Gene Ontology annotation, molecular function: protein kinase activity; ATP binding. Gene Ontology annotation, cellular component: plasma membrane. Gene Ontology annotation, biological process: protein phosphorylation. NCBI's taxonomy places the organism in Eukaryota, Viridiplantae, Streptophyta, Magnoliopsida, Fabales, Fabaceae. Bases 270 to 1445 code for a protein of 391 amino acids.
CAAGUGGGUCACAGGAACACGUUAUAGCACAGGCAAUUCCAUGUGCCCACAUGGAUGAUUAGAGAGACCGUGGCAAUUUUGCGGAGGGAAAGAUGAAGAAAAACAACAUCAUCAAACGACAACUGAAACACCCACAACCAUAUCUGGCAAAAUAGAUUACCUUACCCCCAAAAUUCUCGUUGUUCCCGGUUUUUAAGCUGCACCAAUAAUCACAAUCACUCACUGAGAGAAGAUAGGGUGAAGAAGAAGAAGAAGAAGAAGGAGCAAAGAUGAAGGAAAACAGUGAUGGGUUUGUGAGGGCUGAUCAGAUUGAUCUGAAGAGCAUAGAUGAACAGUUAGAGAGGCACCUAAACAAGGCAUUGACUAUUGAGAAGAAGAAGCAGAGAGAGGAAGAUGGUGUUGAUCAUGUUCGUAACACAAGCUCUAUUGCCACUGCCAUUAAAUUCAAAAGUGUAGCAGCAACAGGUGGUGGUGUUGGUGGUGUUACCUUGAAGAAGCAAAGGCUGGAGUGGGAAAUUGACCCUUCUAACCUCAUCAUCAAGAGUGUCAUAGCUCGUGGCACUUUCGGUACUGUUCACCGUGGUGUCUAUGAUGGCCAAGAUGUCGCUGUUAAAAUGCUGGACUGGGGUGAAGAAGGGCAACGGACAGAAGCUGAAAUUGCUUCCCUUAGGUCGGCAUUUACACAAGAAGUUGCUGUUUGGCAUAAACUUGAUCAUCCUAAUGUCACUAAGUUUAUAGGGGCAACAAUGGGGUCUUCAGAAUUACAGAUACAAACCGAUAAUGGUCUAAUUAGCAUGCCAAGCAAUAUCUGCUGUGUAGUUGUAGAGUAUCUUGCUGGAGGUGCCCUCAAAUCUUUCCUAAUAAAGAAUAGGAGGAGGAAGUUAGCUUUUAAGGUUGUCAUCCAGCUGGCACUUGAUCUUGCGCGAGGGCUGAGUUAUCUUCACUCUCAGAAAAUUGUCCACAGAGAUGUAAAGACCGAGAACAUGCUGUUGGAUAAGACACGCACAGUUAAAAUUGCUGAUUUUGGGGUUGCACGUGUUGAAGCGUCAAAUCCUAAUGACAUGACUGGGGAGACUGGUACACUUGGUUACAUGGCUCCUGAGGUUUUAAAUGGCAACCCCUAUAACAGGAAAUGUGAUGUGUACAGUUUUGGCAUAUGUUUAUGGGAAAUAUAUUGUUGUGACAUGCCAUAUCCUGACCUAAGUUUCUCAGAGAUUACUUCAGCUGUUGUUCGCCAGAAUCUGAGACCAGAAAUUCCAAGAUGUUGCCCAAGUUCUCUGGCAAAUGUAAUGAAGAGAUGCUGGGAUGCCAAUCAUGAUAAACGGCCUGAAAUGGAUGAGGUAGUUUCCAUGCUGGAGGCUAUUGACACAUCCAAAGGUGGAGGUAUGAUCCCUGUUGAUCAGCAACAGGGUUGUCUUUGCUUCCGUAAGUACAGAGGGCCUUGAGGUUCAUUUCCUUAGUCCAGCAAACAAUUUAAGGUACAAUGAUUUUUCACUAUUUAAAGAAUCAUUAAGUGUAUCUAUGGUGAGAAACAGGAUUUGGAUGCCAAGAUGAGAGGAAUAUACAGUAGAGGAUAUAGGAAGGAGGAUCUGGUGACGUGUCAUUCUUAUGUAAAUCCAUACCUCUUAUUUUCUUUUUCUUACCUCUUUAAUCCCCAUGUGGUACUACUUUCAUCUUUGCAAUGUUGCAGAACUGUCAUUGUAACCUUGUAAGAUCUUCAUUAUACUGUUGUAAUCAUGAUUGAUGUGAUUAAAUUGGAUCAAUUUG